GAAUUAUGUAAAAAACAACAUGGCUGCGCUUCGGAGUUGUGGUCAAGGAGUUUUGCAAAAUCGAACGCCUUUUAACAAUAUAUUGAAACAGUAUGACGUUUUGACAGGAACAGUACAUAAAACCACCAAACUCCCUCUGCUUGCAAAGCAUUUUUCAACGAAGCACAAUUCAGGGUUCAGAAAUAAAUGGAAGUUUUGGUCUUGCAUAAUAGGAACUGGGGCAUUAGGGUCGAUGUAUUUGUUAAAUUCGCAGAAGCUUGUAUUGAAUGCCGAUUAUCCAGGACAAUCUAUAGUGCCAACGAAACAGGUCCGAUUUGACGAAGACAAGACGGAAUUGAAGUUGACACUAUUCCAGUUUGUCACCUGUCCCUUCUGUUGUAAAGUUCGAGCCAUGCUGAACUACAAUGGAAUAUCACAUGAUGUGGUAGAGGUGAAUUCCAUCACAAGAACCCAGAUCAAGUGGUCAAAAUACAAGAAAGUUCCCAUAAUUGUCAUACAGGGAGUUGGCGAGGAGGGAUAUUUGCAAGUGAAUGACUCAUCUGUAAUAAUGAGUGUAUUGGAGAGCUACCUGUUUGACAAGACAGUUCCAUUGGACAAACUUCUGACAUACUACCCUGCCAUUGAAAAAAAGACUGGCGGUCGAUUCAUAAGUCGAACAGUCCAGGACUUCCCCAACAGGAAUUUUCUGAUGUUUCAGGAGCAUAUAUCAGACAAGAGAUCCCCAGAGGAUAGAGCGGAGGAGAGGAAGAUGAGGAAUUGGGUGGACACUGUCUUUGUUCAUCUGAUUUCCCCCAAUGUCUAUCGCACACCCCAAGAGUCUCUGGAUACAUUUAACUGGUUCUCACAAGCCGGAGAUUGGGAAACCAACUUUUCGAAUUUCCAGAAAAACACCAUCAUUUAUAUCGGAGCUUUUGUGAUGUACCUAGUGGGGAAAAAACUGAAGAAAAAGCACCAUCUCCAGGAUGAUGUUCGAAUGUCACUGUAUGAAGGUGGCGACACCUGGAUCCGGAAUCUCAAGGGGGGAAAAUUCAUGGGAGGAGACAAACCAAACUUAGCCGAUUUGUCAAUGUACGGGGUGUUAACAGCAAUGGAAGGCACAGAAGCGUUUAGAGAUAUGCUGUCACACACCAAAAUGAAACCUUGGUUCGAAAGAACGAAGACAGCAGUGAAUGGACACGCAGGGGCUAAUCGGGUUCGAGAGUGAAGUAGUAUCCGAAAUACAGACAAUUAAAAUGUUCAAAGCUCAACUAACCUCGAGUAUAACGAGAGAAGACUUAUCCAGAGGCUGGCAGGGCUGUUUUACCACUCUGUUGAAAACAAAUUAUUUAUAAUGUGUUAUGCUUGUUUUUAUGGACGUCAACAGAUCGAUGAAGAGUGACAGAUGUUUACUAUUAUGUGAUGACUGAGCAAAUGUGUGAGGAUGUUUGAGAAAGUGAUAAUUUGUAAUGAAUUGUGUGUUUUAUUUCAUAAUGAGAAAUAGAAUUAAUAAACAAUUAAGACUGAA
This is a messenger RNA of Ostrea edulis (European flat oyster), 1504 nucleotides long. Its product is annotated as prostaglandin E synthase 2-like. Gene Ontology annotation, molecular function: prostaglandin-E synthase activity. Bases 20 to 1204 code for a protein of 394 amino acids. NCBI's taxonomy places the organism in Eukaryota, Metazoa, Mollusca, Bivalvia, Ostreida, Ostreidae. The transcript has 6 exons. The record is from RefSeq and is a predicted model, not a curated record. Gene Ontology annotation, cellular component: mitochondrion.